GCGCGAUUCGAAUAAAUUUCUUAAAAACCCACGACACUCGACCGGAAAUCCGUCGAUAACCAACUUUUCAAACAAAACCAUCCUAUACCCCCAAAGAUCAAAGACAAAAUGGCAGGCGGUAGUGGCCCGGCUGGUCGUGGACGUGGCGGCAAGUUCAAGAAGUACACUCGUGGAGGUGGCCACCAUUUCUCCCGCGACCUUCGCCCCCUCGACGCCGAUGGCAACGAAGUCAGCAUGUGGGGCGCCGGCGGCGGCAAGAACAGGGAGUCUGAAUCCGAGGAGGAAUCCUCCGAGGAGGAGUCUUCCGAGGACGAGGCUGCCGGCCCCUCUAGCAAGGCCCCCAAGGCUGAGCUGACCCGCGAGGAACUCAAAGCACAAAAGAAGGCGAAGAAGGAGGCAGCCAUCGCGCGCGCCAAGGCCGCCGCGGUGCAGGUUGGCGACUUGCCCCCUAGCGACUCGGAGGAGGAGAGCGAGGAUGAGGCCAACGACGCGCCCAUGCCCGCCAACCCCAACCACUCCAAGGCUGCGCGCAACCAGACCAAGAAGCCCGUCGCCAAGGAGGAAUCGGAUGAUGAGGCUGUCGCUAGCCGCGCCAAGAAGCUUAGCAUAGCGGACUCGGCACCCGGCAACAGGAAGGAGCGUGAGGCGGCUGCGGCGGCUGCGGCGAAGGAGAGGUAUCAGAAGCUUCAUGAGGCCGGCAAGACGGAUCAGGCCAAGGCCGAUCUCGCGAGGUUGAAGCUCAUUCGUGAGAAGAGAGAGCAGGAGGCUGCUAGGAAACAGGCCGAAAAGGAAGAACGCGAAGCCCAGGAGAAGCUCAAGAGGGAACAGUUUGAGGCCAAGGAGGCCAAGAGGCGUGAGGCAGCCCUUGGUCCUCAGAAGAAGGCCAAGAGCAGCAAGAAAUGAAGGCAGUGAGGAUGGUGUUUUCUUUCUCGAUCUCUUCGUCCAUUCCCCGACCGCUGCGGACCUGCAGUGGCAUUUAUUUGAAUUUCUUCCGGUACCUUUCAUUCGUCCAGCCCUGUAUACCUGUA
Messenger RNA from Neurospora hispaniola, 1028 nucleotides. RefSeq names its product casein kinase substrate phosphoprotein PP28-domain-containing protein. Gene Ontology annotation, molecular function: RNA binding. The record is from RefSeq and is a predicted model, not a curated record. NCBI's taxonomy places the organism in Eukaryota, Fungi, Ascomycota, Sordariomycetes, Sordariales, Sordariaceae. The coding region runs from base 109 to 903 and encodes 264 amino acids. Gene Ontology annotation, cellular component: cytosol. The transcript is spliced from 3 exons.